Molecule: messenger RNA, 4236 nt
Organism: Tetrahymena thermophila SB210
Lineage: Eukaryota; Ciliophora; Oligohymenophorea; Hymenostomatida; Tetrahymenidae
Product: cation channel family protein
Exons: 5
Biological process (GO): monoatomic ion transport; transmembrane transport
Cellular component (GO): membrane
Molecular function (GO): nucleic acid binding; monoatomic ion channel activity; zinc ion binding
Source: RefSeq, a predicted model, not a curated record
AUGGAAUAAAAAUUUGAAAUUUAAAAUAAUUCUAGAAGUAAAAAGUUAUCAAUAUUUUACAAAUAAACUCCAACUGAAUAUGAUAGUUCAAUAAAUGAAAUAAAUGAGGAAUAAAAUGAAAAAGUUAGAUUUUAUUAUAGAUUUUAAAUCAGCAAUAGUUAGCCAUAAAAAUUCCACGAAGGUGAUUAAGAUAUAUCAUGCAAUAGCUUUAAAGCUGAGAUAAAUGAUUUUUUAUAGAAAUCUCAAAUGAAUGUUAACACCACAAAUCAAUCAAUUUGCAAGACGCUACAAGAAGAAGUGGUAGAAAUGUCCUUAUAGGACUAUUUAAUGCAUUAACCAAAAAACAUUCAAUCUUAACAGGAAAGUAAUUAAAAUGAUGCUAUAAAAACUAAUAUAAAUGUCAAUGACAAUAGCCUAUCAUCUGAUUUUUAAGACGCAAAAAUAAUUCUAGAAUAAGGUUCUUCAACCAAAAGGAAGAUUAUAAAUGAUAAUAGCUUAAAUCGCAAUGAUGAAGUCUAAUCAAAUUAUUUUUAAUCUAAAAAUACGAUUAUAAAAAGUGAAACUAAAAAACAGCAUUCUUAAAUUGCCUCCGAACAUAAAAGUAUCAUCCAGAGUAAUUAGAACAUAAAUAAUAACCAUAUUUUGAUUCAAGAUGAUAUAUUCUACGAAAAAGACCUCAGAAAGUUAGGGACAAAAGUCAAUUUUGCUCUGCAAAGCUAAUACUAAUUUUAGUAGGACUUUAAAGCAGCAACAAUUUAUAAGUAGAACUUACAAAAAGCUGCUAAAAUAGUUAGUAGAUUAUUAAAUUCUUCUAUGAAUAGAGUUAUGAGAAUUAGAUAAUAUGCAAAUAAUUUUAUUAUCCUUCUUAAACUAAGACAUUAAAAUAGAAAAAUAGAGGGUUUAAGUAAUUAGGAGUUUCUUAUUAUCAAUGAUUUAUCUCACUUUCAUUUAAAUAAAAGCAAAAUUCAUUAGAGCUAAAAAUUUUUGAGGUUUCUUUUUGUUAUUUUAAAGUUUGCAAAAUUUUUUCCUACCUUUAUGCCAAGCAAUUCAAUAAGAGUAAUUUGGGAUGUAAUUUUAGUAGGUUUCACUUAUGUCUUUUUAUAUGUUUAUUCCUUAAUCAUAUUUUUUGAUUAGAAUUAUUUUGACACUGAAUUUUUGUAGAAGUUUAAUUUUACUAUCUUUACUCUCUUCUUAGUAGACAUUUUAGUUAAUCUUAACACAGCUUUUUAUGAGAAAGAUAUAAUCAUCACUAAGCGCAUGCUUAUAGCUAAAAAAUAUUUCUUCUCUUCAAUAUUUAUAACAGAUUGUGUAAGUAUGUUUAUGCUUGGUUAUAAAAUCAUUUACUCAAACAAAUCAGUUAUUUACGAUCUGAAGCAAAGUGUAUUUACAUUUGGAUUAAAUUCACUCAUUUUUCUGAAAGCAAACGGAAUUUCAAGCAAAAAAAAGAGAUUUGAUUAUGUAUUCACUUUAACUGAAAAUUAAAAACACAUUUGCAAACUCAUAAAUUAGUUAGCUACUGUAAUAACAGUUGCUCACUUAGCUGCAAUAGGGUGGUAUUUUGUUGGAGUAUAAGAAGCAAAUAAUAAUCAAGCUAAUUGGCUAGAAAAGAUUGGUAUUCAAUCUAAUUCAAUAUACCAGCUGUACAUCUAUGCAAUUUAUUGGUCAAUAACAACCAUGACUACAGUUGGAUAUGGAGAUAUAUCUGCAACUAAUUCUGUAGAAGCACUUUACAUAUCAAUUACAAUGAUUUUGUUCAGCUGUGUAUUUGCAUAUUCAAUUAAUAACAUAGGUUUUAUUUUAUAAGAAAUUGAGAAAUCUUCAAAACAAUUAAACGAUGAUCUUUCUACUAUUUAAAGAUAUCUGAUUAGGAAAAAUGUAAGCAUUUAACUUAAAAGUAGAGUAAGGCAUUAUCUAUCAUUUUUAGCAUAGGAAUAAAAAGACAGAGAUAAAUAAUAAGAAGAUAAAAUAUUAAGCGGGCUUUCAAACAAGCUAAGGAAUGAAAUCACUCUCGAAAUCAAUUCUAAAAUUUUGAACAACUAAAAUUUAUUUAGUUCUAAUUUUUCAAAAUCCACUUUAAAUAAAUUAAUAUUUAUAAUGAAAGAAAUUUUAGUAAAUCCAAAUGAAAUCAUAAUCAGUGAAGAUUAAUAAGAUGAUACUUCAAUUUACUUCAUUUAAAGUGGCAUUAUUGAAAUUUAUCAAUAAUAAAUAUAAAAGAAAGGAUAAAUUAGCGUCAUAAAAACUUUGACAGACGGUCAGAUAUUUGGUGAUAUUUCCUUUUUUUCUGGACUUUAAAGGCAAUCUUCUGCUAGGAGUAUAAACUUAUCCACACUUUAUAAAAUAAGCAGAGAUGAAUUUAUAGAGAUACUCAAAGAAAACAAAGAAGAUUUUGAGCGCUUUAAAAUGAUGGAGGAUCAAAUUAUAUUUUAAAAAGAAAAAUCUGUUAUUCACAACGAUUGUUAUUAUUGUAAAGACAGUAACCACAUUGCUAAUUAAUGUCCUAGAACUCAUAAGCUAUUUGAUAAACAAUUUGUAGUUUUAAAGCAUAAUUUUUCAAUCUUUUAAGAGAGAUCUUAAAAUCGAAAAGAAAAUCUAAAAAAAAAAUAAAAUGCAAGGUAAAACUUUAAGAAGAUUUAAGAUACAAUAGAUUGCUUAAAAUAAAACUUGGAAUUUGAUAAUGGAGAAAGCUUUUUCUUUUUUGAUGAAAAUUUACUAAGUUCUAAUGAAACAAUGUCUUAAUAUGAAAAUGAUGAAGAUGAAGACGAAGAUUCACAAAGUGAUAUUCCUAGUAAUUCUUUAGAGAAAGAUUAAAAUUAAAAGAAAAGCAUUAAAGGAUCAGUAAAAGAGAGAAUAGACAAGUCAUCUAAAAAUAUUCUGAAAUCUCAAAAAUCGUAUUAAACAAGCAAUGAUGGAACAGAAUAACAAUUCAAUCAAGACAAUUAAAUUUAGAAAUGCCACUCUAAUUUGGUUUACGAAAGCCAAGAUAUCCCUAAAACAAUCUUAAAUAUUGUUGAAUCUCAAUCAAGGAUAAAAUCAUCUUAAACUUUAGAUAGCAUAGAUUCAAAUAAUUAAGAAGAAUCUUCAAAAAAUAAUUUCAGUAGAUAAAAAAGCUAGUAAGAAUCAAAUGUGGUGCCUUGCAAAAAAGGCAGAUAUUCUGUUUAGCGUACAAAAUCUGCAAUAUAAUAGAAAACUAUUUAUUAGAAAGAAAUAGAAGGAUCUGACUAAAACAACUCAAAAAUUUUAGAAUAACAGAGGACUUGUAAAAAUAGUAUAAAUUCAACAAAUAUUGAAUUAGAAGAUUUAAAAAAAAAAUUACUUAGAUAAAGAAGUAAAAAGUCAUCUCAUAAAAUAUCUAGUUAACAUAAAGAAGAUUAAUUUUAGUAAUAUCACUAAGAAAAUAGCUAAGCUUAACAAAGUUUUAAAUCUGAAAGUAAUAAAAAGACAUCUAUUAUUUACCAUUCAUCUCAAUCUCAUAGAAACUCUUUUUAAAAAAGUUUAAAGUUGCUAAAUUAAAGCUAGAAAGAACCAAGAUAUUCUGUGGACUAAUAGAUUUAGAAUAUUGCUGCUUUGAUGCUUUUACAAAAUAAAAAUAUUUCUUCAUAAUAAAUAAAUAAUGUAAUUUACAAUUAGAGCUACUAACAAUACUCAAGUAAAAGUGAUAGCUCAAAAUUAUCCUUAAAAGAUAACAAGGAAUAAAGUUAAAUCUCUAAAAAAAGUAAUAGGCUUUCUUAUAACAAGGAAAACUCGUAAAAUAAUCUAUUAACACAAUAAUCAAUACGUAAAAAUAAAAAAUAAAUCUCUAGUAAUGAAUUAAUAAUUGACAGACUUUCUAAGAUACUUCAAAAUUCUUAAAUUCCACUUCUUCUACAAUUAACAACUGGUAAAAGUUUUCAACAUUUAGACUCCUAAUUCUUAGGUAAUCCUAUGGAUUAAUUUGAUAAAAUGUAAUGUUUUAAGAAAUUUUAUCCAGAUUAUAAUUUUGAUAAGGUAUUGCAAAAACUAAAAAGCUCGAAGUAGGAAUAAAAAAGACUUAAAAAAAUUAAAUUAGCUACAAAAGAACGUCGUUAAAAUAUAGGGUUUAAUAAAUUAUCUGUAUUUUAAGCAAAUUCUAAUUUAUUUAAAUUAAUUCCUUAAGAAUAUGAUAUUAAUCUAUAUAAACCAACUUAUCUUUCUUAUGGUACAAGAAUGAAAAAAGGAAAUAUUUAUCCUAUUAAUAAUUUUUACUAAUAGAAUAAUUGA